AUGACUGUUCUCCUAGAGACUGGGGGCCAUUUCGUUAUGGAGUGGAUGGUGGCAGGGGAGACAACCAUCCUCGGCACUGUGCCAGUUUCAUCUGAGCCCCCAGCAUCAUCCCCGGUUUCCCAUGCCCCAGGCACUGGGAGUUCUGGGUCUUUGUGUAGCCUUGGGGAGGCAUACCCCAGCCCAGCUGUCUCAGGAAUAACUUCCAGUACAGUCCCCUUCAAGCCCACUGAGUACAGUAUCCUGCCUGGUUUUUCUCAACCCACAGGCUCAUCUGCAACCACCUUUACCAAAGAGGAUAGAAGUUCUGUGUCCACAUCAAGGUCUUUUGAACCUUUUACCACUUCUGUUGGUGAUGACCAAAAAACUUUUCCUCCUGGAUCCACCUUGAAUACAAUAAUCUCACCAGUGUCUACAGCUACAUCUUCUUUCCACUCUUCGUACAGCACAGACAAGACUAGUCCUGGUUUCCCAUCAAGCCCUAGUGAGCUCACUCACCCAAGUCUAUUGUCUGAAGUAACCACACUGAUUGUCACAGAGGAGUCAAUAUUGUAUACCAGUGUUUCUGAUUUGUCCAAAUCUACUGUUUCCUCUGAAUCUUCUUUUACCAAAUUUGAAGGAAGUUCGGUAUCCUCUUCAGGUUUUGGCCACCUUUCUACCACCACAGGUAUCUCACAACAUACAUCCUUAAGUCUAAGUGAUGGGUCUACUGUCUAUACAGGCACCCCUGAUUUGUCCACACCUACAGUGAUUUUGGACAUGACUCUUUCCAAAGAGAGCACAAGUUCUGCUUCUACUUCAAGUUCAGCAUCAGUUUCUGUUGAUACCUCCUCUACCAUCCCUACUGGGGGUCCUGCACCCUCAUCAAGUUCUAGCUUGUUGCCUUCCACUACCAUCCCAACCAUCACUGAGGAAUCCAAUUUAUAUCCAGACCAGUGGAGGAUCUACUAUCUUUCAAAGCAGCACAGGGAUACCAAACGCAACAAUAUCAUCUAA
This is a messenger RNA of Mirounga angustirostris (Northern elephant seal), 993 nucleotides long. Its product is annotated as mucin-2-like. The coding region runs from base 1 to 993 and encodes 330 amino acids. The transcript is spliced from 4 exons. The record is from RefSeq and is a predicted model, not a curated record. NCBI's taxonomy places the organism in Eukaryota, Metazoa, Chordata, Mammalia, Carnivora, Phocidae.